CGGUAAUGACGGGUAAUACGGCGUGAUUGGGGGGGCUGGUGACUUUCCCUCUUUCUCGCUCGAUCCCGUCCACUUCCCUUUCUUCCUCUCUCUCUCCCUCUCUCUCUCUUCCUUCCUUCCUUCUCAGCCCAAUUCCCCCUCUUCGUCUUCCGACGUAAUCAGCCCACGAUUUCCACCUUCAAAUUCAAUACCACUCGCUUUCCCACCUAACCCAGGAGAUCCUCUCCGUUCUUUUCACAUCACACCUCUUUCACCAUGGCUCUCAAGAGAAUUAACAAGGAACUCACUGAUCUCGGCCGUGAUCCCCCCUCCUCCUGCUCUGCUGGUCCCUCGGGAGAUGAUCUGUUCCACUGGCAAGCAACCAUCAUGGGUCCUGGUGACUCUCCAUACUCGGGAGGAGUUUUCUUCUUGAACAUCCACUUCCCAACCGACUACCCAUUCAAGCCCCCGAAGGUCAACUUCACCACCCGGAUCUACCACCCCAACAUCAACUCCAACGGCAGCAUCUGCCUUGACAUUCUCAGAGACCAGUGGAGCCCUGCUCUCACGAUCUCCAAGGUGCUGCUCUCGAUCUGCUCGAUGCUCACAGACCCCAACCCCGACGACCCGUUGGUGCCGGAAAUAGCUCACGUGUACAAGACGGACCGUCCCCGCUACGAGGCGACCGCGCGUGAAUGGACUCGCAAAUAUGCCAUCUGAUCUUCUCAAUUCAAGUUUCCACGGCCACCUUGGUCUUCCCAAUUCGCUUCUGCGUCUUCUUUCUCCCCGUUAGAUCAGAUCCGAAGCCUGGCGUACCGUGAUCGUAGAUCCUUUCCUUGUUUUCGUGACAAUUUGCGU
This is a messenger RNA of Aspergillus sclerotioniger CBS 115572, 837 nucleotides long. RefSeq names its product putative ubiquitin conjugating enzyme (UbcD). The coding region runs from base 256 to 699 and encodes 147 amino acids. Gene Ontology annotation, cellular component: nucleus. Gene Ontology annotation, molecular function: ubiquitin conjugating enzyme activity. The record is from RefSeq and is a predicted model, not a curated record. Gene Ontology annotation, biological process: ubiquitin-dependent protein catabolic process; protein polyubiquitination. The transcript has 6 exons. Lineage: Eukaryota; Fungi; Ascomycota; Eurotiomycetes; Eurotiales; Aspergillaceae.